GUGACUCAUCCAGAAAUGACCACCUAUUUUGACUUCUAUGACGGUGCCCAGUACAUCCCAAGUCCUUGGCUGCGGGCAAUCUACCCACUCGACUAAUGGGGCCUGGCUCUCUUCGCCAGCGC
Penaeus monodon (black tiger shrimp) is the source of this 122-nucleotide messenger RNA. RefSeq lists its product as uncharacterized. Lineage: Eukaryota; Metazoa; Arthropoda; Malacostraca; Decapoda; Penaeidae. The record is from RefSeq and is a predicted model, not a curated record. Gene Ontology annotation, molecular function: DNA binding.